AUGCAACGACAAGCUGAUGAUGAACACGUUUUCCAAUUCCUCCUUGGGCUCAACGAUUCCUUUGCUCCUGUUUGUAAUCAAAUUCUGGCCACGGACCCACUUCCCUCUAUCGGCAAAGUCUUCUCCAUCCUGUUUCAAGAAGAGCAACAGAGGCUUCUCAACCUCCAACCACCGUCAUCCGAGACCAUGGUCAUGGCCACCCGCACCACAAGUCACCCAUGUCCUCCUCUGAAGUGCACCGCAUGCGGCAAAGAUGACCACACCCGUGACCGUUGCUGGACCCUCAUCGGGUACCCUCCAGGCCGAGAACCUCGCACCAACAAAUUAAGGCCGUCCCUUUUAGGGCCACCUCCGUCGGCUGCAAAUUCAGUAUCUCUUCCUCCUUCGUUGUCGGCCAACCUUGUUUCCCUUCCUUCGGAGCUAUAUCAGAAGCUACUCAAUCUCCUAGCACCAUCGCCUGCCAUGAUCGACCCAUCCCCUGCACCUUUUGCUGGUAACAUUUUCACCCCAUCUAAUUUUACCUUCAAUCGGCAUCUUCAUUGGAUCAUAGACAGUGGUGCGAGCCACCACAUCUGUCACCAUUGUAAUGCCCUUGCCGAUUUGCAGCCCUUUCUCACUCCUCACCAUAUUUGGCUUCUAUCAAGGCAAGAUAUCCCAGCUGAAGGCUUGGGUUCUUACCGUCUCUCUCCCUCUCUCACCUUACAUAAUGUCUCUCAAUCGAUGAAGCCGAUUGGAGUAGGUGAUCUAUGCAAUGGGCUUUACGUGUAUCGCCCCGAAACUCCCAUCAUUUUUGCUGCUCAAACCACUGCUAAUAAGACCUUAUGGCAUCAACGUCUAGGUCAUCCCUCCAGUUUUACCAUUCCUAGUAUUUUUAAUUCUCAAUGUGAUGUUUCUGAAUGUGAUGUUUGUGCCUCGUUCUAA
This is a messenger RNA of Carya illinoinensis, 921 nucleotides long. RefSeq lists its product as uncharacterized. The transcript has 2 exons. NCBI's taxonomy places the organism in Eukaryota, Viridiplantae, Streptophyta, Magnoliopsida, Fagales, Juglandaceae. The record is from RefSeq and is a predicted model, not a curated record. Bases 1 to 921 code for a protein of 306 amino acids.